AUGUUCGGGACGAAAUUGCGCACGUGGAUGGAGGCACACAUUGUGCGAUCGAAAAAGAAGAAGGAUCGGAAGAAGGGCGACAAGGGAUUCGACUCGAACUGCAACUCCCCCAGGAGCCACAGCGCCAACCGAUCGCCCGCUUUGCAUCAGGUACAUCCAGUGGAUUCGCCAACGAAGAACGUGGACGGUAUCCGGUUGCACGGGGGCAACUACGGCGCAACAGUGACUACCUCGUCCGGCACUUCCGGCGGUACCGCCGGAAGUGUGAGCCUCUCCUCGCCGGAGAGCGCGUACUCGACCGGCUAUUCAACCGACGGCACCUCGCCCGGCACCAGUUUCCCGCCCGAGUAUUACAUCAAUAUCAGGACCGGCACCCACUACUUUCAGAACAGCGGCAAUAGCGGUACUGCCACCACCGCCAACAAUAACAAUAACAAUAACAACAAGACUAGGGUGAAAAGGCCAGGGGAUCACCUGCCUCCGGCUGGUAGUAGUGUUCUGUCAGGAAAUGGAAGAGUCGAGGAUAGGGGGCAGCCAUCCGCGAGCACGACGAACAUGACCAGAGACAACGGUCAGCCGGAAGUUCGAACAAGCACGCCACACAAGAGUGCAGAGACAUCGACGAAUCACGGUCAAAGGCAGCAUCAGCAAAGGCAACAGGAAAACUCUCAUCGCAGAACGGAAUCUUAUUCUGCCGAUUCAACGAGAAAUAAUUUGCCGGUACCAUCAUCGAUACCACCACCGUUGGUCUCACCUCCGGUGCAGUCGCCUCGUGAACGCUCCCGCAUCCGGACGAACCCAUGGCUGUCGGCGAACUCUUCCGGAUCUAGCACGAAUGGCCUGAAAUCGCGACUCGCCCUGGAUGAGAGCAGCAGCAGUUCCGGCCUGAAGCUCACGGAAUCCUCCGGCAGCGCCAGCGAUGUCAAUUUGAAUGGCAGAGAGCCUCAUGGCAGGAAAGAGCAUCGCCAGGAGAGCCUCAGCGCAGGCCGAAGCCCGAUUAAUCAAAACUGGAGGAUCACAUCAGGCAUAGAUCUCCGACCGAAGAUCUCUUUGGCCCUGCAACGACGAGCCAGCAGCAGCAGCAGCUCGUCAGCGUCCUCGGUGACGCGCAGUGUGCGCUCAUCAGAGGACGACAUUACACUGAACGAGAUGAUGGGCAAGUUCGACGAGAGCUACGUAUACGAAAAAGAGACGGACAUUCUGUCGGACAGUGACCCGACUGACUGCGAGGAUUACAUUGACUCGCUAUCAGACAUCGACACCGGGCAGGAUGGCGGUGACGAGAACGACCCGUUCGAAAACGACGAGCUUGAUUACAUCGAUAAUGGCUCGUUCCUCGAUCUGGACAGUCUCGAAUGCGGUGGCGCCGGCCACUUUCCCAAUACCGGUCACUGCACCUACUUCACUUUUACCAGCGAACUAAGCCGGCGCGGCAGCAGACUCCGGGAGUCCUUCCUCAAGCGCAGGACCAAGGACGAGAUCUCUCAGAGAAACAUAAAUGCGAGAACCAGCACGAAGAGACAGAGUUCGCGACAUAGAAAAAUGGAUGAUAAGCAAAGCGAGAAGCGCAAGAAGAGGAUAUCACAGCGUCGCAAACCGAAUCUAGACCGAUGUGACGACGAGACGGCGAACCUGAAUCGUGUGCUGGUCGAAAGGAUGCUCCUGAAGAAUUCAGGAUUCAAUCAGGGCAGCAGGAGCGUGGGCGGCACGCCGAUGUGCUUGCGACGCAGGAAGCACGACGUGAAUAAGAAUCUCUCACCGAUGAGACUGAAUGGCAAUCCGUCGGCUAUCAGACCCGCCGUGAUGGAGAACGAGAUCGUGAAAAGACGGUCGAACUCGGUAAGUUAUGUGAACGGCAACAUAGUGCGACGCCACGUGGCCGGCAACACAUACAUGACCACAUUCGCGUCGGAGAUCGCGCUGAUUGAGGCGGACAAGGAGGCCGAUCGCAAAUAUCGCGAGCUUAUCCUGGAAGCGGAGAAUAUUUUGGUGAGCAUGCAAAAGUACCAGAGUCCUUCGCCGUGUGUGCCAUCGCCGUCGCGCAAGCUACAUAACGGUUUGGCGAACAAACGCGUCGAACUCAUCAAAAACACGGAGCUGAAUAUUGAAUUGGCACUGUCCAAGAGCCGUAAUUCCCAGCCGGAAUUACAAAGCGGCAGUAUUCGUGAUCUGGAGCACACCAGUCCCAAACGGCAGUUCGCUCAGCCGUGUUCUCCAAUUCAUCGAUUUAUGGAAAGAAAUUCCCCAGCCAAUUUCAUUUCAAAAGAGCCUCCGCCUGCCUUUCGGCAGCACGAGCUGUCCAAGUGUCCGGACUCGCCGGCGAUGACGCGUAGAACGACGCCCCAGAGCUCACCCAGCAGGAGUUUGAUGCACCAGCAGGUGCAUCGAGCGCGUAACAGCGAACCAGAAAUCAAGGACAGCAACAGAUCAUCUCGGAUUGCUUUGAAUUGUAACGGCGGGAUGAAACCAGAAACCGGCGUGAAUGCGAAUAGUUCUCUUGGGGAGAAGAUACACGCGAACGGGAUGAUGCAAGGUUCUCUCGGUGGAGGUAGAAAGGAAUUUCGCUCCGCGAGAGAAACGACCAAGGAGGAGGGAGUGACGUCCAGCUCGUCGGAUUCCGAGGAAAAGUGCGAUAUGAGACGGAGGGCUCCAUUGAUGACUUUCAGAUCAGUCGAUAUGGGUCCCAUCAAAGAAGGUUCUUCCUACUGUCCGCAAAGCGAGCCAGUUAAAAGAAAAGUAUACGCCGGAAGCGCGACAUAUGGCAGAAUACAAAAGACAUUGGGCGAACAUGUUAUGCUGAGAAAUUCUGACGGCGAUACAGCAACCGAUGAUACUGAUGACUCGAGGAGAUCUCUAAAGGAAAAGGUAGCGCAAUUGCGACAGGAGCGAUUAGCCGCCGAGGCGAACGCGAACAACAUUCAGGACUCGCAGUUCUUUCAGCACCAGCUAUCCCAGCUACGACGGCAGAUGCUGAUGCAGACAAUCGAGGGCUUGAAGCGUAGUCUCGAAGAUCAGUCGGCCACCCUGAAGCAAACUUGCUUGGAACCGACGAGCCUGUUGACCGACGAGCUGCCUUGAAUCCGACCGGCUGACUCGUUUCCGGUCUAUUGUGCUGCUCGAUCACGACUAACAGCGUCCACGACAUCGCCCUGUGUUCCUUGCGAGGGGAACAGGCUCGCCGGACGGACAAGAUCGAAGUUACCAGUCCCUGUCCUCGGCGAAUCCGCGAUUGGUCGAGCCGCCGCGCGCUGCGAGAAGUAUUGAUUAAGCGCAGCGUUUAUUCCAUGCGCAUACCGAAUUACGAUGACGCGAUCCUCCUCGGGCUCGAUGAUAUCAGGGUCAGCUGAGUGCGAACACGCACGUCAAAUCUCUAUUUUUCUGUCCGUUUACGUGAUAUGAGAGAAAGAGAACGAGAGUGAGAGAGAAAGGGAAAGAAAGAGAGAGAGAGUCGAAAUUGAGUGUGUCGCGUAUCCUCGCUGGGCAUUGUUCCGCUCUAUUGUUCGUUUCGCGUAAUAACGUUUCUCACGAACUCUUUUUUUUUUUUCGUCGCUUUUAAUUUGCAACUUCGCGCGAG
Cyphomyrmex costatus is the source of this 3574-nucleotide messenger RNA. RefSeq lists its product as uncharacterized. The record is from RefSeq and is a predicted model, not a curated record. Bases 1 to 3078 code for a protein of 1025 amino acids. The transcript has 8 exons. NCBI's taxonomy places the organism in Eukaryota, Metazoa, Arthropoda, Insecta, Hymenoptera, Formicidae.